AGAACAGGGCUUGUGCGGAAGUACGCUUAUCGCUGUUGAACUUUGUCAGUCAAGAUCAAGUUGCAGCUAUCAAGGCCUUAUCUGAAAGGUCGUGGGUCAUGGAGUAAUGCGCAGUAUCUAUCACCAUUCGGGUAUCAGAGUCCGCAGGAUCAGCUAGCCUAGGGUGGAAACUCCUUCGUACACAGUGUAUUGGAUCCACCUCUCGCACUGCCGCCUCAUCGAGUCGGACCUUUUGACGCUAUCGCCCCAGAGUUACAUCCAACAGAACCGACCGUUGCACUUUAUACUGCCUCAUGCGAGUGCUCUCGCCUUGUUCGCAGUACACCCCACACCAUGGCCUCAUUCAUCCAGUAUCUUCGAGGAGAGUCACGAGUGCCUGGUGAGCGAAAGUUGAUUGUUAAACUCGAUUUCUUCAUCCUCACUUUCUGCUGUUUGAUGUACUUCCUGAACUAUCUGGAUCGGACCAAUCUCAACAAUGCGUAUGUCAGUGGAAUGAAAGAAGAGCUUGGAUUUCAUGGAAACCAACUCAAUCAAAUCAACACCGUCUUCACGGUGGGAUAUACCAUUGGACAAGUGCCAUGCAAUAUAGCCCUUUACUACGUGAAACCGAGGAUUUUCUUUCCCAGUUGUAUGGUAAUUUGGGCUGGCCUCACAAUGGCAACGGCAGGCGCGCAACAUCCGCGAGACAUCAUGGCCAUUCGCUUCUUCCAAGCUAUUUUCGAAGCGUCCACCUUUGUUGGCACCCACUACAUUCUGGGCUCUUGGUAUACUGAACGCGAGCUUGGUAAACGAUCUGGAAUCUUCACAGCUUCCGGGCUUGCUGGAACCAUGAUUGGUGGUUUUAUCCAAACCGGUAUUCAUUCUAGCAUGGACGGGUUGAGCGGCCUGUCCGGCUGGCGCUGGCUAUUCGUGAUCGACGGUAUUAUCACAAUCCCCGUCGCGAUAUAUGGCUUCUUUCUCUUUCCUGAUACACCAAGAACUACCAGAGCGCCAUAUCUUACGGCAGAUGAUAAAGCUCUCGCCAUCUCUCGGGUACCCGAAACCCCAGAACGCACACCGAUUUCCUGGGGCUUCCUCAAACACUGCUUCUCAACAUGGUUCUGGUACUUUUUCGUCGUCCUCUGGAUGAUCGCCGGCGAGACAGAAUCAUUCAGCUCAAACGCGCUUCUGUCGCUGUACAUGAAAGCUCAUCCAACCAAAAAGUAUACUGUCUCACAGCUGAACAACUACCCAACUGGUGUGCCGGCUGUCGGCAUUGUUUCGACUUUGUUCUGGGCCACACUGACAGACUUUUGGGGUGGAAGACGUUAUCUCGUCGGGUACUGGAUCGGCAUCACAGGCGUGGUGACCAGCGCCCUCAUCCUAGCCUACCCAGAAAGUACUAGCAUUCACUUUGCUAUGUAUUAUUGGGCAGGAAGCGUAUAUGCAUGUCAAGCAACAUUCUUCGCAUGGGCCAACGACGUCUUGCGCUACGAAGAGGACAGCCUUCGAGCUGUAGUCAUAGCGUCCAUGAAUAUGGGGAAUAAUGCGAUUAAUGCAUGGUGGAGCAUCGUAUUCUAUGGUGCGAACUUUGCACCAUAUUUCACAAGGGGAAUGUACGCGAUGAUUGCGACGAGCAUUGCAUUGGCCAUCUGGACGGCACUUCUCGUCUGGAUGCAGAAGCGGACAGAUAGGAGACGAGAGCACGAGGGCGUCUAUGCCAGCCGAGAGGAGAAGGAUCCUGUCUCUGUUCAGGAUGGGCCUGAUGAGGACAAUCGCGUUGAACUAAAGGCAUGAUCCAAUGGUGUGGGCAAUGCA
Paraphaeosphaeria sporulosa is the source of this 1797-nucleotide messenger RNA. Its product is annotated as MFS general substrate transporter. The transcript is spliced from 5 exons. The record is from RefSeq and is a predicted model, not a curated record. Gene Ontology annotation, molecular function: pantothenate transmembrane transporter activity. Bases 334 to 1776 code for a protein of 480 amino acids. Gene Ontology annotation, cellular component: plasma membrane. Gene Ontology annotation, biological process: pantothenate import across plasma membrane. NCBI's taxonomy places the organism in Eukaryota, Fungi, Ascomycota, Dothideomycetes, Pleosporales, Didymosphaeriaceae.